Molecule: messenger RNA, 1103 nt
Organism: Ictidomys tridecemlineatus (thirteen-lined ground squirrel)
Lineage: Eukaryota; Metazoa; Chordata; Mammalia; Rodentia; Sciuridae
Source: RefSeq, a predicted model, not a curated record
AUGGUGGGCAGUGGGGAGCCCUGCAGGGUGUCUGAGCGGGGGAAUGACACCACCACGCGGCUCCUGCUGGGGGCCAUCGCGGUCCUUCUGUUUGCCAUCCUGGUGGUGAUGAGCAUCCUGGCUUCCAAAGGCUGUAUCAAGUGCGAGGCACCCUGCCCUGAGGACUGGCUGCUCUAUGGAAGAAAGUGCUACUUCUUCUCGGAGGAGCCGAGGGACUGGAACACGGGCAGACAGUACUGCCACACCCACGAGGCCGCGCUGGCGGUCAUUCAGAGCCAGAAGGAGCUGGAAUUUAUGUUCAAGUUCACGCGGAGGGAGCCCUGGAUUGGCCUGCGCAGAGUUGGCGAUGAAUUCCACUGGGUCAACGGGGACCCCUUUGACCCCGACACGUUUACCAUCUCUGGCCCAGGGGAGUGUGUCUUCGUGGAGCCCACCAGGCUGGUGUCCACCGAGUGUCUGAUGACCCGGCCCUGGGUGUGCAGCAAGAUGGCCUAUACUUGAGGACGGUCAGGACAGAGGCGGCCUCUCUACCCAGGGCCAGGGGAGGCGACGGCUCCAAGACCUGCCUCGAGUGGGAGCCACCUGCCUCCUCCCAGCGGCCGCAGUGGAGAGGGUAGUCUCUGCCUUCCACCCCUCAGGCUCCACCCUCUCAGGCCCCUGGAUCUGGUUUCCGUUGUCCCCAGGCAGGUCCUGUGGCUCAGCAGUUAAACCCGGUAUGCUAAGUAGAGUAGCCACCUCUCCACCUUACACACGCACACAUGCACAUGCACACGCGCACAACACAGCCCCUUCUCAGUGGCCUGUCCUUAGUCCUGUCACAAGCCCUUCACUGGCCCCAUCUGGAACAUUCCCUCCUUGCUGCAGCCCUGGUGCUCUGGGGAAGGCUGGGGGCUGGCACAGACGGUGGCCCCUCCCUGGUGGCUUCUCUCCAGGUAGCUGGGGGAGGAGGCAGGCGAGUUCUUCCUGUCACCUUGGCCAGCCCAGGGCCCUGAGGCUCCCUGCACCUGCCCUCUUUACCUCCCCGGGGUCCUCAGGCUGGGCCCCUGCUGUGCCGUGGUGCUGUUGUAUGGUCACUAAUGGAAUAAAGAGAUGACUGAUGUCCA